Molecule: messenger RNA, 1008 nt
Organism: Leptonychotes weddellii (Weddell seal)
Lineage: Eukaryota; Metazoa; Chordata; Mammalia; Carnivora; Phocidae
Source: RefSeq, a predicted model, not a curated record
CAAGUAAAACUUGGCAGCCCUGAUUACAUAGACUGUGACAGGGAAAAGGUUCUGGAAGACUUUCUAAAGAGAAUUGAAUGCUAUAAGGUCAACUACCAACCCUUGGAUGAUGAACUGGACAGCCACCUAUCCUACAUCAAGAUCUUCGAUGUGGGCACACGCUACAUGGUGAACCGAGUGCAGGACCACAUCCAGAGCCGCACAGUCUACUAUCUCAUGAACAUCCACGUCACACCCCGCUCCAUCUAUCUGUGCCGGCACGGUGAGAGUGAACUCAACCUCAGAGGCCGCAUCGGAGGUGACUCUGGUCUCUCAGCUCGGGGCAAGCAGUACGCCUAUGCCCUGGCUAACUUCAUUCAGUCCCAGGGCAUCAGCUCUCUGAAGGUGUGGACGAGCCACAUGAAGAGGACUAUCCAGACAGCUGAGGCCCUGGGUGUUCCCUACGAGCAGUGGAAGGCCCUGAACGAAAUUGAUGCGUCCUAUGAGGAUCUGGUUCAGCGUCUGGAGCCAGUUAUAAUGGAGCUAGAACGGCAGGAAAAUGUACUGGUGAUCUGCCAUCAGGCUGUCAUGCGGUGCCUCCUGGCCUACUUCCUGGAUAAGAGCUCAGAUGAGCUGCCAUAUCUCAAGUGUCCUUUGCACACAGUGCUUAAACUCACACCUGUGGCUUAUGGCUGCAAAGUGGAGUCCAUCUACCUGAACGUGGAAGCCGUAAACACACAUCGGGAGAAACCUGAGAAUGUGGACAUCACCCGAGAACCUGAGGAAGCUCUGGACACUGUCCCUGCCCACUACUGAGCCCUUUCCAAAAAGUAAAACUGCCUUUGCUCUCACUGUCUCCCACUUUUAAGAGCUGCUAUCCUUGCACUUCUCCUACCUUAAGAUCCUGGACUUGGCCUACAGGUCUUGAUUUCUAGCUACAACCAAGGAGCUGUCUAGCUGUGAAUUAAACUUUUUCUUUCUUAAUUACUAAACCCUUAUCAAUAAAGAUUUCUCUUGCUGCCUACAAAA